AUGUUGCAAUCCUGCCACCGGUGGUGCUGCUGCCCUUGGUGUUGCCGCUGCCACGGCAACCAGGUCUGGGUGGUGCCGUGCAGAUCUCCUCUGCCGUCUUGCCGCAGCGGCCGUGUCCAAACUCGGCCCCCCCUCGUGUGGGUUGCUACUGUCUCACAGCCGCGGCCACGUCCGGUUCCACCCCCCACGUGGGGAGCUCCGCUGCCAUUGCUGGAUGAUGCGGGGCCACCCCCUAAGCUCGCGCGGUCCCUGCUGCUGCGUUUCCAGGGAGAUGAAAGGGCGGCACCGCCUCGCUCCCGUCUCUGCCUGGUCUCCGCCCCUGUGUUCCAUCUCCUGAGCCAGCCCCGUUCCGUCAUCAACUCCGCCUGUCUCCUUGGGUUUCACCCCGCCCACAGAGUGGGGCGGCUGGGCCAUUUCCUGCCUCCCUUCAUUCUUCCUGGCCGUCAGCAGAGUCACAUCCGCUGCCUGCGCACCUACUUCCACCGCUGCUGUGCCCGCGCGUCCUGGUCUGCUCGGCCCGGCAACGCCCAGCGGUCGGCUGGUGCUCGCUACCACAGCCUGCUCCGCUGCAGUAUCCGCCGCUUUUUUCUCGGUGGACAUACUUUGCAAGUGCGAGGCGCUCCUAGCAUUCACUCGAGCCAGCAGCGACACUCGCUCCAGCCCCUCGCUCCGCCUCGUCCACUCGCGCCGCGCAGGCGAUGCGUGAACCGCGGAGUCUUCUGUUGUGAUCCUGCGUUUCCCGUAGCAAGCAAGCGAUUUGGAAACCCUUCUCCCGUCACAGCCAGCACAAUUUGCAGUCUGGAGUCUUCGAUGCUCCGGAACCCUGAUCCCCCUCACUAAAAAGCGAUUUGGUAUCGUGAUCCCCGUUGCAGUAGAAGCGAUUUGGGAUCUGAGUCACCCGUUGCGUGUCUUCCCCUCACGCCAUUCGGAGACCACCCCCUGUCGCCACUGGGGUGAUUUGGGAGCUCAUCGGAGUCUUCCAAAUCCCUUGUUUGGGUGCCAAAAGAAGCAUGGGACUUCUUAUAAAAUAGGCAAUGCUGAACAGGACAAACGCAGAUCAAGCCAAUAUGGUUAAUGCUACAUUCUCCAAUUAUUGUUUAUAAGAUGGCAGUUUAUACACACUUCAAUAUAGUUUACAAAUUGUGAGCAUACUAUCAUUGGCCAGCAAACAUUGUUUGUCUUUGUCUUAAGGUUGCUAAAGUUUCACGCUGCAGACCUAUACUAAUUCACACUCAGAAAGCUCAUUACUUUGUAGUCACACCUGAACAUAAUUUCUAACUGAACCACAGACUAAUUCCUACCUGCGUCAUCGGUUUCAAAGGCCUUGCCAAAGCCCAUAUCUGAGGCCUAGGCUGGGGGUAGCUCAACCUUCACUCUAAAUAUAAAUCAUGUCCUCUCUCUCUCAGAAAUCUUGCUACAGGGAAAAAACUGAGAGCCUGAAGACAUCUGGAAGUUUGCCAGCAGAGGAGAAGGGGAGGGAAGGGAAGGUGCCCAGCGUGGGAGAUGGAGUCCUGGGCCAAGAUUUCAGCCAUCUGGGGAGUCCAGGAUUUUUAACCCCUUCCUGGCGAGACAGAGUGAAAAUUUAACAGGGUAGAAAUCCAUUUAGAUUUAAGUGAAAUGUGCCACUUUGAGCUUGCUAAAUAUGCUGCUUAGUCUGGUGACUGCAGGCCUAGCAAAACUACCCCAGCUAAGGAGAAAGAAUGCAAAUUUCCACACUAAAAGAUAAAAGAUAAGAAAGACUCCUCAGACCUUGAAAUGGACAGGGCAGAGCGACCCAGGAGUUCUUUCUGUACUUUCUGACAAAAACUGAGUACAAGUGUAACUAACUGUAAGUGUAAUGUGAAAUCAGCAGAAUGAAUAUGCAUUAACCUAUUGUGAAAUUCUAUGCCUAUGGAAAUUAGUAAGGGUAAUAAAAAAAGAUUGGGAGUUUUCAGAGGCACGCAUGUCCAUUAAAGGGCAAUGAGUCCCGGCAUGCGUCCACAGCGCUAUGAAUAAACAUACCCAUUCCCUACAAA
Molecule: messenger RNA, 2015 nt
Organism: Taeniopygia guttata (zebra finch)
Lineage: Eukaryota; Metazoa; Chordata; Aves; Passeriformes; Estrildidae
Source: RefSeq, a predicted model, not a curated record